Messenger RNA from Haemonchus placei, 1066 nucleotides. The record is from the annotation of a GenBank genome assembly. NCBI's taxonomy places the organism in Eukaryota, Metazoa, Nematoda, Chromadorea, Rhabditida, Trichostrongylidae.
AGUAAUCUACUCUGGAAUGUCGUCGUCACCAUCAAGCCGGCUGUGGGUUGGGCCAUUACUGCUCAUACUUGUUAUCGCCUUGAUCUACAUAUUCAGUUUAAUGCCAAAUUCACCGCCACAAAGGGAGCUCACACCACUUCUCGAUGAUGCUCACCACGUUCGAACGUUUCGUUUAGGUGAUCGUGAGAUUACCGAGUCCAUAAAUGAGCUGAAAGUUGAAGUUCCACCGGAACUUCUUUCUUCCUCAUGUUUGAAUGGUGGUUUCCUCAAUGAAACCGACGGAGGAUGCAUUUGCCUUCACUUGUACACUGGACCGCACUGUGAGAGACCAAUCUGCUCGAAAUUUGGCCGAUACUCAGAAGUUGAAGGUCGUUGUAUUUGUGAUGGUGACUAUGUAGGAGAACAUUGCGAGUCUCGGUGUCAUGGAUGGGUGAAUCAGACGACAGGUUACAUGGGAUUGUCAUGUGCAACGUGCGAUCCAACAUCUGGGCGUGAAUGUGAGAUUCCAUCGAAACGACGAGGUGCCGUCAACUCUCGCCUUACACUCAGCGGCCUCUCCUUUUGUAUGAUAACCAUAGGAUUGCUAUGUGUCACGGCAAGACGACGUCGUGCCGGACCAUUGCCACCUUCAGAAGACACUUGGUAUCGAGUCUUUCAGCCAGCACAGACACGAGCAGCAAGGUGUCGGCAUGAUUUGAUGUGCGGCGGGUCUUGGAUACCACGAGACCGAGCUCUUCUGGUAGCUCCCGGUCGAGCUGCUGUAGUUCAUGGAAGCAAUCGAAGCUCGAGCCGAGGUAGACGACUGGCCACCCCUCCUCCUAGUUACACGUCAGUGGACAGUUUGGCUGAUGACCAGUCACCGCCUUCGUACGAGGAAGCUACACGAAUCUUGGAAAACUCCACGACCAAUGCAGCUCUGAUCCAGGAGCUGAUCGAUGAAACCGUGCAGACUGUCGAAGCGAAAGACGAGUCACUGCAAGUGGCUGAAGGUAGUACCAACGCUACGACGCAAACAUCUACCCAAGAUGACGAGAACGCUAACACGACGAUGGCGAGCUCGAUCUGA